CGGUAGUGGGGGACCGCUGGGAGUGGGGGGCGGGGACAGUGCGCCUCGGGGGAGGGGGAAGCGGCGGGUGAGGGGGGUUGGGGGAAAGGGGUUGGGCGAACUAGGGUGCCCGAUUUUUUUUUUCGGCACAUCGACGACCCUUUAAGGUGGCCAGGGCAAGGAUUGUGGAGGCUGAGAAGGGUCACAGCGCACGACCAACAUGCCGCGAGGGCAGGUGCGGGCAUUUGAGGACGCCGGGGAAGACAAAAAUCGCAAGGCGCUGAGGAAAUGUUGUGUGUACAAGUACAUCCGCAUCGGUGAGAGUCUCGGGGAGAGGUUCCACGGGAACCGCAUGUUGAAGUGCCUAUUUUGCGGCCAUGAAUUCCAGGGAAACCAGUACGUGGAGGCACAACAUUUCAGGCAAGGGAAAGGGUAUCUGUUUGUGACCGAUGUGGCACUGGUGGACAUACACUAUAACUCAGACUACAAGCUGGAGGGCAAGAUCCUUGACUGCAUGCUUCGGUUCGAGGAGCUUCACGGUUUGGCACUUGCCAUGGAUCCGCGCAGGGACGAGGGAGGUGCGGGAGGAGCUGGACAAGAGAGGGGUGACGAGGACGUGAUCGACGUCGAGGACGAGGCUGAGCGGGCAGCGCUGCCUGGCUAUGUAUCAUCCGCGGUCGUGACCGCGGCCCUUUUUACCGCAGGCGGUCGGGAUCCCGCCCGCACGGGCAACGUUGUUGCUAAUUCGAAAGGGGUGUUGCUGGACCUCGAAUUGUGUGAGGGGUUCGGAGCGGGUGCUGUGGACACCCUGUUCUACAGAGAACUCAUUCUCGUGGGUUGUUUUGUUUUGGCUCGCGAGUUUUUCGACAAGCUGGAGGACAAGAACAUCGUUCUCGACGUCCCCUGCGACGCCGUCCCCUCCCUGGAGCUCUCGUUGCCGUUCAGGCCGUGCGGCGGUUGCGAGUCAAGCGGGGCGGCGGCGGAGGGCGGUGAUCUGGGUUCUGGUCCGGCUACUCAGCUGCACCGUGGCAAGAGUCGGGGACAGUUCGAUGACAGCGAGGACAAGAGGCCUACUGCGCCAUUGAGCGACAGGCGGCGGUCUGUGUUGUCUAUUCCAGGGGUCGACAUUGGCGAUCCAAUUCACCGGGAGAGUGCGGAACCUACAGGAAAGGUGGCAGCCUCUUCGGAGGUCGACUUGGAGGCGAGUGAGGGCCAGAGUGUGGAUGAGGUGACCGUGGGCGGCCUGGGCAUGCAAGGCACUCCGCAAAAGAGGAGGGGGGAUCGCACAGACGAGUUCAUUGGUUCUGCGAAGAAGCUGAAGAGCAAGGCCCCCAGGACUGCGGGAGAGAAACGAAAGGGAGCCGAGGGGGAGGAAGGCCGGCAGGUUGCCAAACAGCCGGCUUCGAGACAGAAGCAGCCUGCGUCUGGAACGUCUUCUCCACCGACGGAAAGGCCUCCAAUCGACGUCGACACCGGGUACUUCCUCGAGUACAAAGACGCCGUUCGGACAAAGAGGGAGUUCGAGAUUAACCUUGCGCAGGUCGUCGACCUCGGAGAGUGGGAGGACCUGUACAACCAGCGGUUCCUGGAUCCCGUGCUCGUGGAAGGGAUCAAAGAAGCGAUGCAGUUGGCAUUCGAAAACAAAGCGCAGUCUUACGAUUUGCCUACCCUGAAGCUGGUACCGCUGGGGCUUGAUAAACCGACUCCGGGGACCAAGGCAGAACGUCUGAGGCCGGAGGAAUGGAGGGAUGAGCUGGCGGGGCAAUACUACUACUACGCGGUGUAUCAGAAGGGCGACGACGCCAUCAGGAAGAAAGGCGCUGCCCUGCGUUCCUAUUUCCCGCUGGCGAUGGCAGGGGAGAACGUAUGGAAACUGGCCGUCGACUUUUUCGAUAAAUGGGAGACCGGUAGAUUGCUCGGCCACGAUGGCGCAAAGUGGAUCAUGCGGAAGAAGAAGGUCAAAAAUGUGAAGCCCGGGGUUGCCUAUGUCGAGAACGACAAAUCGGGCAGGAAAGAGGUCGUGUACAACGUCCCUGUGGACCCGCCGACAAAGAAAGGCAAAAAGGAGAAAGAGGAGGGCGAUUGGUUCGUCCAAGUGCCUGAGCCAGGCGCACAUUGUUCGAAAGCGAUGAAGUCGCUGACCGACAACGAGAAGUGCCGCGUCCUGAAGAAGGUUCUCGCUUGCGAGGUGGUUUGGGUCCAGGCCGGCUCCGCGGCGUUGGCGAAGCUCGGGAAGCUCAGCGUCCAGGACAUGGUUCAUUUGCUGAAGUGCGAACGGGUGCUGGUGCGUCUAUGGAACUACUACCUGUUCAAGCACGAGAAGAGGGCGAACGCGGAUUGGAGCCAAAGGAAAUACGUGGCUGACUCCUCGUUGUUCAAGGACUACCCGCCUUACAUGGGCUGCGACGACGACCAAUCCAUCGAGGCGACGGAGAAGUUGGCCGGUCACAAGAAGCUGUCCGUCGACUGGAGGAAUAAGGUCCUGUCCGUUUUGACUGGCAGUAGACUGAAGAGUCAAGAGAUCGCGCUUGCCGAAGGAAUUGUGCACAUAAAAUGGAAAGACACGGGCGACGUUACAUCCAUCGCGCCAUUCGGCAACGACCCCUUGGAGGCAGACAUAAGGUGUGCGGAGGUGAAGGAGGCGGUGGUUGCCACAAAGAGUCACACGUUCGUUCUCGAUCUCUGCGAACCGGUGGACCUGAAGAUGUGGAAACGGCAAGCGUUCGACACUCUGGAUUCCCAACUUCAGAUGUGGUGGAAGUGGGUGAGGAAGAGUCAACAAAAGAAAAGUUUCCCCAUCGGGAAUAAUUUGUACACGGAAGACGACCGGAUGUACAUACUCUUCAAAGGCGAUGAUUUGCGCGCUAACACGUCCAUCGUCUACGAGGGGAAACUGCCGCCUGCCACCGCUGCUGCAGUGCGGCUGCCACAGAAGGUUACGCAAACGGAUGUGUCCGACAUCCCGUUCAACCCUUGCGAUUGGUCGCAUGUCUCGCCUACGCGUCGGGGCAGUGUGUACGGGGACAUGGAAUGCAACCCCGCGAAAUUCGUUAAUCUUCUCGAGUCCGUCACCAAGAAGGGGGAGGGUGUAUGCUUCCUCGGGAAGCCACACACGCGAUCCGUGUGGGAACUGCUGAAGGCAGGACGGCACGUCAUUGCAAUGGAAGGGAACUUCGAGCUCUUGCAAUUUACAAUUGAUCUCGUCAAAAGCGAGGUCAAUUCCGGUGCCCAUAUUUGCGAGUUCAUGGUCGUCAACGAGUCUCGCCCUCGCGCGUGGAACAACAAGACGGACAUGUGGUUCAAGUUGAGUGCGAGGAAGCGGAACAAGAUAUACGACUUCUUGUUCCUGCAAACGCGGCCCAAGAGAGACACUGACGCCGAGUACGUGCGCCGCAAGGAUCACAUGUUCACGCUGCUCGACAACUACCACGACGCCUCCCGCAUGAACGCAAAGACCUUCCUCGAGAGGUUGCAGUCCCUGUACUUCGUGGAGUCAGAGGAGGAGUUGUCGUUCCGCAGUUACUCCUCCUUGAUCUCCACGGAAGACGAGGAGACCACCGGCAUCGAGUUCGACGCGACCGCGAACAAGGAGGGCAGCGACACUGAAAGCCUCGACCUACAGUACGACCCGCAUCCCGGGCAGCACACAACAGGGUCGUCCUUCGCAGGUUCGUCAACAAGCCCGACAUCCUUCGUCUCACCGAUGGCGAAAGCGGCGCCUGGCACUACCCUGAUGAAGUUGCUGCAGAGAAUGCAAGCUCUGGCCUCCAGCCAUCGCUCACUGCGUCCCGGGUCUGACAUUCCGGCCGAUCAACUGUCUUGGAAGGAUGCCAACAUUCACUUCCUGCCUGAGCCUCAAAGUCGUUCCACGGAGGCGGACUGGGGCCAUGACAUGAUUUGGCAUGCAGGAGUCAUCCAGCCGGCGAUCCAAAAGGGUGAGUGGAUCGUGGCCGUCGCUGUCCCGGACGGAGGAUGGGUGCCCCUCCCUCGUGGGUCCAAGUCUGACUUCCUUGACGUCGCUAGAAUUGCGGUCCUCCAGAAAGUGAGGGCCGAGAAUGACUCUUUCGCACCCGAAGACGUGUCCGUCAUUUCCACAGUCGGGCGAUUGUUCGCCGAACUUCAGGACAAGUGCUGGUUGGAGCUGACGGAGGACUACUACGACCUCGAUACGAGCCCCUCGAAGGGAAGGGUGGACUGGAAAAUCCCCCCUCCCAGUGGGAACCAUGUAAGUACAGGGUCCCGGGGACCGGACGGUGGGGAGAACGAGGGCGACGAGGCUGGUGGCGGCAAAGGAGUCCCGCCUGGUUCGGAGGGCGGGUCUCAGGGCGACACCACGACAGUGGAAGGCAGCGGCGGGGUGGUAGGGGAGGCCUUCGGGCGUCAGCAGUCUACCGGUCCCGGUCCGGCAAGCUCGGCACAGUCAGCGGAAGUGCCCACUUCAUCCGCCAGCUCGGUGAUGGCGGCCUUGGUUGCUCUCCGUGCCGGCUCGGGCGAAACGUUCAAGUCCGCCGGGAUCCGAACUUCAAUGCUUGCAGAGCGGAUGAAGAGGACGAACGCGCAGAGCUUGUCAGGAGCGGGGGUGGCGAGUCGUGAUCCCAAAAUGGACAGCGGUGCGGUGAGGGACGGGACUGCGCCGCCUGCGGGGGACCGCCAACUUCUUCGGUCGGAGCGAGAGGGUACGUGUGGAGGGCCCGGCGACAGAGAGACGACGAAGUUCGCCGGGAUCCGAACUUCUUCUGGCAAGGGGGGCCAACCAAGGAUUAUCGUGCCGGCGGGAGGGGUUGCGUGCGGCGAGCGGGAAGGGCAUUCGUCGGAAUUCGACACGGGUUUGGGCGAAGUGGCUGGAUUGCAUGCACGGGAAGAAGGCAGGGUGAUGGACAAAGAGAAGGAAGGGGAGGAAGGUGACACAAGGGAGGAAUUGGAGGAAGGAGGGGAUGAAGGGGAGGAAGAAGAGGAUAAAGGGAAGGAAGGAGAGGAAGGGGAAGAAACGGAGUUGGCUGGGUUGCUAGGAGGGAAUGACGGGGAAAAAGGCGAACUCGAUACUGGAGACGACGAACGGACGUUCGGCGACGACGAUGACAGAUUUGGGGAGUCGUGUGACGGAUUCGGGCAGCUGUACGGAGAACAUUGCGAGGAAGACGACGACGACGAUGACACGACACUGGGUAUGGAGACACAGGUGGUCACAAGCCUUUCGGCAGAACGUGAUGACUAUGAGGUCGAAGCAAUGACGUCUGCCGUCGAUCUCCAACAACGGUUCAACGACGCUAGUGUUGCAGUCAGCCUGAAUAAACCGAGUGUGCGUUUUGACAUCAAAGAAGUUAUCGACCACCACAUAUCCGCGCAGCCGUCCUCUAUGCCUGGUGUCGACGACCCUCUCGACGUCAAACCUUCCGGGGGAUCUGUCGUGGCUUUGUCGCCGACGAACUCUCCGAUGCUGCCGCCGACCAUCGCCAGCGGAGGAGAAGGCGAGAUCGGGGGGCGACAAGACGUCACAUCCUCGAAAAACACUGUCGCUGGCACUCGAGCUCUCGACGUGCUGGCCUUGCCCCCCGCCAACUUCGCCGAUUAAGGAGCGGAGAGACAAACCAGCUGGUAAGCAGUGACAAACACCACUCUGUCUGUGCACCAGUGACCGCAGUGUCUGUCAAUGCAGGGAGUUCCUGAUGCCGGCAUGCUACAACCAC
Messenger RNA from Chara braunii, 5666 nucleotides. The record is from the annotation of a GenBank genome assembly. NCBI's taxonomy places the organism in Eukaryota, Viridiplantae, Streptophyta, Charophyceae, Charales, Characeae.